AUGGCAGACCAAGAAGAUCCUGUAGCAGACGAGGUGAAUGAACAGCCUGUGAUCGCUGCUGAAGAAGACGAGGGAGUCGGGGAUUGGCAAUAUCAGCGCUACAGAGAUGGAGAAUAUCACCGACCGAACGACGAAGAGGAGCUCAAACGCCUUGACCUGAUGGAUGAAAUGUUCUUCCUCAUCAACAAACGCCGGCUGCAUCUGGCGCCCAUCGGCAACCUCGGGCUCAGGGUCCUCGAUAUUGGCUUUGGGACCGGAACUUGGACCAUAGCCAUGGGCGACACGUAUCCCCAGGCAGAAAUCAUCGGGUCGACAUCAGCGCUUCAGCUCCCGAAUGGGUGCCUCCGAACACGAGGUUCGAGAUUGCAGAUAUAG
Cladophialophora immunda is the source of this 375-nucleotide messenger RNA. RefSeq lists its product as uncharacterized. The record is from RefSeq and is a predicted model, not a curated record. Lineage: Eukaryota; Fungi; Ascomycota; Eurotiomycetes; Chaetothyriales; Herpotrichiellaceae. The coding region runs from base 1 to 375 and encodes 124 amino acids. The transcript has 4 exons.